CACGCAUCCUUCUCAGUGACACUUCGUCAGCUCCGAUUCUUCGAAAACCAAGAUGAGCCACACUGAAGUUGAGAAGUCCGUGAUGGGCAUGAUCGACCUGUUCCACAGAUACACCAAACCCGAUGACACCAUUGACAAGCCGGGCCUGCUGAAGAUGCUGAAGGAGAAUUUCCCCACCUUCCUCGCGGCCUGUGAUAAAAAGGGCAAAGAUUACUUGUCCCAUAUCUUUGAGAAAAAAGACAAGAAUAUGGAUAAGAAGAUUGAGUUUUCCGAGUUCCUGUCCUUGUUGGGGGACAUAGCCACGGACUACCACAACCAGAGCCACGGGGCACCUCCCUGUUCCGGGGGAAGCCAGUGA
Molossus molossus (Pallas's mastiff bat) is the source of this 358-nucleotide messenger RNA. RefSeq names its product protein S100-A7-like. The record is from RefSeq and is a predicted model, not a curated record. Bases 53 to 358 code for a protein of 101 amino acids. Gene Ontology annotation, molecular function: transition metal ion binding; calcium ion binding. Gene Ontology annotation, cellular component: cytoplasm. The transcript has 3 exons. NCBI's taxonomy places the organism in Eukaryota, Metazoa, Chordata, Mammalia, Chiroptera, Molossidae.